ACUUGGUGAUAAAAUAUUCAAUAUUAAGUAUAGACUCGUGUAUUCUGUAUAUACAGUUUAUAUACAGUAGAAACUACUAAAGUAUUUGCUAAACUAUUUGUUGGAAGCUUGUUGAAGCAAGAAAGUUGUGGGUUUGGAUCCCAUCACCCCUCUAUGUAUUAUUAUGUUCCUUUCUUCUGAAUGUGGAUUUGCUCCUACUUAAUAUUAUUUCCUAGUAAUCCGGCUGUCACGGCGGUUAGGGGGCGUCCUUCUCACCAGAAACUCUUCAUUCUAUUCGCCCAAACCAUAGGUGUGUCACGGGGGUGUGUGUCUCAUCUCAGCCAGCCCUCUUGUCGGUCGUGUCGUCACGUCCGGCGGGUGUGAACCUCACGGCUCUGCUCUGUAUGGAGGUGGUGGGGGAUUUUUUGACAGCGGCAGCGCUGCUGGGUAACAAACACGAACCUAGGGCUGGAAACGACGAUUUGUCCUUCUCCUCUCUCCCCUCUUCUCUCUCUCCAUCCGGCACUGAACGCUUCUCAUCCAGGCGAAGAUUUCCAGAGAUAUGGCAGCGACGCUUCUUGCUGAUCAUUGCAAGUCCGAUGAGUAAGAGUGCUGGCCGUCUGCACCUCCACCACAAUGGUUGACAUGGAGAGCCACUACCACCCCCCUUCUCCCCUGGAGGACUCGGUGUUGGACAGCCCCCUGUGCACCGGUGACGAGUUCAUGGACGGGAUGGAGGAGCUCCAGGAAAUUUCCCAGUCCAUUGACGAUGAUGCCCUCAGCUCCUUGGAUGUCCCUGAGUACCACUCCUCCAGCAACGGCUCAGAGAGCUCCACCUUCUUAGAUGCCCUGACGCCGGCCUCCAGUCCCUCAUCAGUGGUUUACGGGUUGACGGCAGGUCAGGAGGAGCAGUUGUCCUCGUCUUCGCUCACUUUGGAGUGUCGAGUGUGUGCUGACCGGGCCUCGGGCUACCACUACGGUGUCCAUGCAUGUGAAGGCUGCAAGGGUUUUUUCCGACGGACCAUCCGCCUGAAGCUGGAGUACGACAAGUGUGAGCGCCGCUGCAAGAUUCAAAAGAAGAACCGCAACAAGUGCCAAUACUGCCGCUUCCAGAAGUGCCUCUCAGUGGGCAUGUCCCACAAUGCCAUCCGCUUCGGCCGCAUGCCUCAGUCAGAGAAGCUGAAGUUGAAGGCAGAAAUGGUGACGGGAGACAGAGUGGUUGAAGACCCACAGCUGUCCGACCAGAAAACGCUGGCCCGGCAGAUUUACGAGGCCUACCUCAAGAACUUCAACAUGAACAAGGCCAAGGCUAGAACCAUUCUUACUGGCAAGGCCAGCACCCCUCCAUUCGUCAUCCACGACAUGGAAACGCUGCAGCUGGCAGAGCAGACAGUGUUGGGAAAGAUGGUGGACACUGCUGCUGCACUAAGGGACAGGGAGGCAGAGGUUCGAAUUUUCCACUGCUGCCAGUGCACAUCGGUGGAGACGGUGACAGAACUCACCGAAUUUGCAAAGUCUGUCCCCGGGUUCUCAAACCUGGACCUCAACGAUCAGGUGACUCUUUUAAAAUACGGAGUGCAUGAGGCCAUCUUUGCCAUGCUCGCCUCCUCUAUGAACAAAGACGGGCUUCUGGUAGCGUACGGCUCGGGAUUCAUCACCAGGGAGUUCCUCAAGAGCCUACGGCGUCCGUUUAGUGAGAUGAUGGAGCCAAAGUUCCAGUUUGCCAUGAAGUUUAACUCCCUGGAGCUGGACGACAGUGACCUGGCCCUGUUUGUGGCAGCUAUUAUCUGCUGUGGAGAUCGCCCCGGACUUGUGAACGUGACACACAUUGAACGGCUGCAGGAGAGCAUCAUUCAGGUUCUACAGCUCCAUCUGCUGACCAAUCAUCCCGACAACACUUUCCUUUUCCCUAAAUUGCUGCAGAAACUAGUCGACCUCCGACAACUUGUCACUGAGCAUGCACUACUGGUGCAGGAAAUCAAAAAGACUGAGGACACGUCACUGCACCCGCUGCUGCAGGAGAUCUACAAAGACAUGUACUGAUAGAUGUGGAGGAAUAACCAGGAGAACCACUUAAAGAUGCGUAAUGUGGAAAGAGUUAGUUUGAUCGUCACAAACGGUUCUGCUUUCAGCCUAAGCGUUAGGCUCAAAAGUUAUGGAGGAAAAGUCAAUAUACAGCCGAUUGAGCCCCUUAGUAAAAUCCAGUAUAUGCAACGUCUGACCAAACUGUUUGAUGAAAUAGCUUAAGCUACUGGAAAAGUUUAAAAUAACUUUUUGACUUGUCACCGCCAUCUAACGUUCAAAAAGUAAGGAAAGUUAUAUAACAGUGUGUGGAUUAGAUUUUUAUAGUGAUGUCAAAGAAAAAUCAGCCAUAUACCUCUGUAAUUCAUGACAGCAGCAUUUAAAAAACAAGGAUGACCCAGAGGCAGCUUUUGCCAAAUGAACUGCCGCAAAAAUGAAAGACACCGUUGCAGCCAUGUUUCACAUUUUAUACAGAGACACCACUGCCCCCUCCUGAACAUAUUGUGUAUUUGUACUGUACGUUACAAGACAACAAAGUGGGAAUGGUGUUGUGAAUAAUCCUCAUGGAGUAAGAUCAGUUCAGGCAGUAGUAUUUUUACACUUUAAAAUAAGCUAAAAACCAUGGUCUCCUGGACGGACAUGGCCACAUGAACAAUGUCACUUUUUAUGUGCACAAUUCAAGCACAGACAUGCAUGGGAUAUGAUAAUACUAUGAAGCCAUCUAGUGUAUGACUACCUACCCAAACAUGUGCACAGAUAUUUGUCACUCCAUCCUGAUGUGUCCUGGUAUUCAAGGGCUAAACUGAGUACAAGUUGGGAAAAUUUCUGACUCCUCUUAGUGUCCAACAAGCAUCACUCUUUUUCUCUCAGUUUCCCUUCUGUUUGUCCCUAAGCCAUUGUUGUGUUAUUAGCAUUUUUAAAGAAAACAGAAAUACUCCAUUCAAGGGAUUUUAAAUUCAAAUCAUCAAUUUGUCUGAUGCUGGUAAUCAAACCAUCAACCAGCAGCAAACACAAAUCUGUGAGCACCAAAGCUUCCAUAUUCAGACAUUGCCAUUAUUUCUUCAUAAUUUAACUGGACUUUAUUUCAAAUGCUCAUUCAAACAACAUGGCUAUUGUCAUUGAAUUAAGAAAAAAUAAAUGCACACAGUGCUAUUUUUCCCUGUUGUGGCAAUGGCUGCGCAUACACUGAGGGGCCCCGCCCCUCACUUUGGGAACUGCUGAAUUAAGACAUUGAGUGAAGGUAUUCGUCCAUGGUUAUAAAUGUGGGUAUAGAGUGUGAUAAUGGAUAUAGACCAAAUACAUCGCCACGUGGUGUGAUUCCGUCCCUCGUCUUCAUACCUGGCAACGUCGGAUAUCUGUCCCAGUAAAAACACACUAACUUUUGUACUUUGUAAACGGAAGCU
Messenger RNA from Cynoglossus semilaevis (tongue sole), 3404 nucleotides. It is a transcript of the gene pparab, whose product is annotated as peroxisome proliferator-activated receptor alpha b. Gene Ontology annotation, biological process: positive regulation of fatty acid metabolic process; negative regulation of cholesterol storage; positive regulation of transcription by RNA polymerase II. Gene Ontology annotation, cellular component: nucleus. Gene Ontology annotation, molecular function: RNA polymerase II cis-regulatory region sequence-specific DNA binding; nuclear receptor activity; DNA-binding transcription repressor activity, RNA polymerase II-specific. Lineage: Eukaryota; Metazoa; Chordata; Actinopteri; Pleuronectiformes; Cynoglossidae. The record is from RefSeq and is a predicted model, not a curated record. The transcript is spliced from 7 exons. Bases 616 to 2022 code for a protein of 468 amino acids.